UAAAUACUUUGAUACUAAGAAAAUGGGCGAUUCAUCUAAAGAUGUAACGUGCAUAGACUCCGAUUCAGUCGAAGCUUUUGUACAAGCAGCUAAUGAUAAACCUUUAUUGACACUCUUCAAGAGGUUAAUUAGUAAUGACACUAAAGAGAAUACAGUUCUAACAAAUGCCCAAAUUGUAGAUAUACUAAAAAAGGAAUUUGAUAUGGACAUAUCUUACAUCCACAACCUUGAAAUAGAAAUAUAUCUGAAUUUAAUGAAAAAGUUUCUAAAAGAUUGGCCUCUGUGGGAUGAGUUUGACGAGACAAUACAAAUUUUAAAGCGCAUGAAUGACACAGAAGCUAUAAAAAAGAAAUUGGAGGAAAACCACAAAAACCUGAAAUCAUAUCUCAACAAAAUGCUAGAGUGCGCCAAACCUUACAUGAAGGAUGUCAUCAAAGAAGCAAAAGAAGCUGCUCCCAAAGUGAAAGCCCCAGAAAAAACUGAAAGUGAUGUUGUUCUUGAAAUACAUUGCACUCGGCAACAGUUGAAUCAAUUGUUCUUCCGGAGGCCACAUCCAUCGCUCAACAAUACAAUUUUUAAUUUAAAUACUACUCCAAAUAAGAUUAGUUUGCAAUCCAUAUCUCUACUUGCUAUGCUAAACUGGCCUGGUAUCCAAUUAAAUGUCAACUCACAAUCUCUCUCCUUUCGUCGUGAAAUAGUUCACAAUCUUACACACAAAUUAGUGAAUAAGAAACUGAACAUUCCCAGGGAUGAACCUACUGCAUUGGACACUAGUUUACAGAUGAAAGAUCUGAAACAAAUAUCACAAUACACAUUGAAGGAUAUCCAUAACAUAUUCUCUGCUCAAAUUUUCCAAUUGUGCUUUGAAGAGCAUACAGUGGCUGGCACAAUCUCUGAAAUGAUAAAUAGAGAUUUUCUUAGUACUCCAGAUGUCACUGUGCCGACUUCCUUCCGUAGAACAUUAAAUAAGUAUCCAUACGUAAGGUACUUGUUUUCAGAAGUUGAGACGGAUAAAGCAAGCAAAGGUAAUUUGUAUGACUUGCAGCUGGAAGAGGCUAUGGUGCCGACAUUCACUUGUACAGUAUCUAGAAUAGAUAAAGUUGUGCAGCAGAUGCAGGGUAAUUGUUUGUCCAUUGAGUGCACAGUUUGCAAAGUUAUAAUACAAAAUGAUUUCUUUGUAACUUUGAGGGAACAUUUUGCAUCAUAUCAUCAAUGUAAAGCAAAUUGGACAUGUACUAAAUGCAAUCAUGUUUUUCGUAUGGUAACUUUAGCUGAAAACAAUUGGAGUCAUGAUUGCACAGAAUUCUGUUAGUUCAUAAUAAGGGAUAUAUGGUCAGUUGCAUUAACGUCCAUUAA
Molecule: messenger RNA, 1356 nt
Organism: Diatraea saccharalis (sugarcane borer)
Lineage: Eukaryota; Metazoa; Arthropoda; Insecta; Lepidoptera; Crambidae
Source: the annotation of a GenBank genome assembly